AUGUAUAGUUUAUUCACAUGGCUUCUUUUGGCUUCGAAGAUUCUUUGCUUUUCAUGCGAGAUAGUUUCCACAGACCACUCAAAAAGUAUUGUAAGAUAUACAAGUACACAUCCAGCCCCGCACUUUCUUGCAGUCGAGUAUCCCCUGAAUGUGGUGCCGCACCUGAUAUCUUUACCUGUGUAUAGGGUUAUUGAGGAGAAGUCAUCGACUAUUGUUAUUUUCCGCCUGGAAGGUAAAAGUGUACUGGACGUUCUCUGUGAGAAGAAUCUGUGUAGGGUCUGGGAAUGCUCUCCUUACAUAGAAGAAGGUGUUGAGAUAAAGGCUGUGGGGGUUAUUGGAAACAGAGUUGUUUGGAAGAAUAGUGUUGUGGAUUGGAUAGUGGUUCCGGACUUUACCAUGCAGUUUGUGGCAUUCAAUAGCUUUGGAAUACUCCUUACCCUGAUAAUGAAAGUAUACUGCAAUCCAGAGAAUGUUUUCAGGAAGUCAAGAAAAAAUACUAAGAAUUAA
This is a messenger RNA of Encephalitozoon hellem ATCC 50504, 507 nucleotides long. RefSeq lists its product as uncharacterized. The record is from RefSeq and is a predicted model, not a curated record. The transcript has a single exon. Lineage: Eukaryota; Fungi; Microsporidia; Unikaryonidae. The coding region runs from base 1 to 507 and encodes 168 amino acids.